CGUACAUUAUGCUGCACGGCACGAUGUCAUCACCGAGAUAAUUUCUUUCAUGUAUAGAGUAUAAAAGUAGACGAGGAGCAUUAGUGUGCAAUGACCCAGCGAGUCCUAUUGAGAAUUUGAGCACUCUGCCAGUUUGGAGUUUGGUCAGCUGAGAGCUUGCAGGUGAACAGCUGGUUGCAGCAGGCUGCCAUGGCCGAGGAGGCCGCGCCCCACGUCCUCCUCAUCUGCUACCCGGGCCAGGGCCACAUCAACCCCAUGCUCCGCCUCGCCAAGCGCAUCGCCGCCAAGGGCCUCCUCGUCACCUGCUCCACCUUCUCCUUCGUCCGCAACAAGCUCAGCGCCGCUUCGGGGGUGUCGGCCGGCGGCGACGGCGUGCCCGUUGGCCGCGGCCGCAUCCGGUUCGACUUCCUGGACGACCAUUUCGACGGGACGGAGCUGGACCUGGACGACUUCAUGCGGCACCUCGAGACGGCCGGGCGGCUGGCUCUGGCCGACCUGCUCCGGCGCCAGGCGGAGGCGGGGCGGCCGGUGGCGUGCGUCGUCGGGAACCCGUUCCUGCCGUGGGCGACCGACGUCGCCGCUGACGCCGGCAUUACCACGGCGGUGCUGUGGGUGCAGUCGUGCGCGGUGUUCUCGAUCUAUUACCACUUCGUGCACGGGCUCGCUGAGUUCCCGCGUGAGGACGACCUCGACGCGCGGUUCGCGCUCCCGGGCCUCCCGGGCCUGUCCCUCGCCGACGUGCCGUCGUUCCUGCUCCCGUCGCACCCGUACAGGAUUCUCGGCGACACGAUACAGGACCAGUUCCGAAACAUGGGCAGGGCGUCGUGGGUGUUCGUCAACUCCUUCGCCGAGCUCGAGCGCGACGUGGUCGCCGCGCUCCCGAGCGUCACGCCGCGCCCGCCGGAGCUCAUCCCUGUGGGUCCGCUAGUCGAGCUCGGGGGCCCGGACGACGAUGACGCGGUGGCAGUGCGCGGCGACCUGAUCAAGGCGGCAGACGACUGCGUGGCGUGGCUGGAUGCGCAGGCGCCGCGCUCCGUCGUGUACGCGUCGUUGGGUAGCAUCGUCAUGCUCUCCGCCGAGGCGGUCGCCGAGAUGGCGCACGGUCUCGCGUCCACCGGUCGGCCCUUCCUGUGGGUGGUGCGGCCGGAUACCCAGCCGCUGCUCCCGGAGGGAUUCUUGGACGCCGCCGCCGGCGGCCGCGGCAUGGUCGUGCCGUGGAGCCCGCAGGACCGCGUGCUGGAGCACCCCGCCGUCGCGUGCUUCCUGACGCACUGCGGGUGGAACUCCACGCUCGAGACGGUCGCCGCCGGCGUGCCAGUGGUGGCCUUCCCACAGUGGGGCGACCAGUGCACGGACGCCAAGUUCCUCGUCGAUGAGCUCAGGAUGGGCGUCCACCUCCGCGCCCCGCUGCGGCGGGAGGGUGUGCGUGAGGCCGUGGACGCGGUCACGACCGGGCCGGAGGCCGACGCCAUGCUCGCCAACGCCAAGUCGUGGAGCGCGGCGGCGCGGGACGCAGUGGCGCCCGGUGGGUCGUCGGACCGGCACGUGCAGGCGUUUGUCAACGAAGUAACGGGGCGAGCGUGCGGAGGGCAAGCAAAAGCAUCUGCCGUUUAUUAAAGUGUCCAACCAUACCUUAAUUACAAGUGGUGCUAUUUUCCCGAC
Molecule: messenger RNA, 1662 nt
Organism: Setaria italica (foxtail millet)
Lineage: Eukaryota; Viridiplantae; Streptophyta; Magnoliopsida; Poales; Poaceae
Product: gallate 1-beta-glucosyltransferase
Exons: 1
Coding region: 190-1617 (475 amino acids)
Molecular function (GO): UDP-glycosyltransferase activity
Source: RefSeq, a predicted model, not a curated record